GAUAGGUCGGCGCAAAGAGAAGACAUUAUUCUGCGAGUUGUAAGGCCCGUGGGUAAUCUGCAAGACCUUCCAGCUUAUCGGGGAUUUCCAAGCAACAUGGUGAACAAUGACGGCGCCUCUUGCUGUCUGGGCAUGGACAUGUCAUGUGAUGACAGUCACGGAUGGGCGGCAGUCAAACUUCAACGCCCUCGGAGCAGUCAGACUCAGACAGCAUGUCGACAAGGCAAUCACUGCAAAGUUUGGCCGCUGACAGCUGGCGAGAUCUCAAAUUUCAGACUCUGUUCUUGUGCAUGUUGUUUUGGUCCAGCUCAUCUCCGUCUAACAAACAUCUGCCCUCAAACCACCUUUUGGACUUUCGGGCAACGGGCAUGCCGUCAACCUUCCUGCUUUGGUGGGUUUGUGCCAGAAGAGGCUUUUCUAGGCCGAGACUGCCGACAAAACAGGUUAGAUUGGAUCCAGGAGGGUGACCUGUGGCCUGAGACCGGCAAGGAUACUCGUCAAGCACUGCUGCAGGUCCAAAACCCUGGCCCUGUCAGACAGUGGAAUUGGGGCUCGCUAGGGCAUAACUGGCUCUUCUCCACUGGUGCAGGUGUCUUGUUUGACGGCGUGUGCAGUGUCCUGCAUAUUCUGAAGUGCUGUUCCUGCAUUGGCGUCAACAGAUCCCUCCAAUCCGCCCGUUUUGACGGACCGGAAAGUGAGAAUAUGGAGGAUGGCGACAGCGGUCUGAUACGCAGUGAGGGUGAUGAACGUAAUUUUCUUGCAUUUUUUUGUGAGUCAAGGAGCGAUUUCAACGGGGAAAGCGGAUAUGGCUGGAGACGAGUACCCAGCGUGAUGACGGGGUUGCAGCCUGACUGAUGCAGUCGUGUGAUGAAAAGACGCAAGACGCAAGAUCUACCCUGGUAGGCGUUGGAAAUGGAUGGGAAUGACCUGACCAAGCGCCUCUUUUUUCUUUCGUUUCCUCAUCUGUUCAUGUCUGUUCUCUCACUUACCCAUGCCCUGAGUUAGGAGAUGCCUAAUCGCUGCCCAUCCACUGCUGCCGUGCGCCUCUGCCGCGGCUCGUUCGGGGAGGAUUGAGAUCUUGUCUUGUUUCCUUCAAGCGCCUUCUCCAUGGGCGCAAAAUGCAUCAAUCGCACAGAGGCUCUCAGGCUCGUGGGUUCCACCGUGACCUUGAUCUUUAGUGGCUCGUCUCUUCCAUCCAAGCUCCAUGUUUAGGCUUCGGCCCUCGUAAGUCAAGUGUCAGUGCCCCCUGUCACUGUCGUCUAGGCCUCCACUCGCCUUCAUCUCUGGUACCUGCUUUUGUGUGUCUUGCCCAUCUCCACUGAUUCUGAUCGUUCUCUUCUCUCUUUCGCUCG
Exophiala viscosa is the source of this 1352-nucleotide messenger RNA. RefSeq lists its product as uncharacterized. NCBI's taxonomy places the organism in Eukaryota, Fungi, Ascomycota, Eurotiomycetes, Chaetothyriales, Herpotrichiellaceae. The transcript has a single exon. Bases 97 to 855 code for a protein of 252 amino acids. The record is from RefSeq and is a predicted model, not a curated record.